Symbiodinium natans is the source of this 1812-nucleotide messenger RNA. Lineage: Eukaryota; Dinophyceae; Suessiales; Symbiodiniaceae. The record is from the annotation of a GenBank genome assembly.
AUGCGCGAAGCGCAACGAAGGAUCAGCCGGUACUCGCAGAGGGCAGACCAGUUCGACAAGGCAGCCGUGCGGAAGCACGCUGCCCAUGUGGCUGCAUGGAUCGCGUAUGGCCCCAAGGGCUGGCUUCCAGACAUCAACGAGCUACAGCUCCUGAAGAAGUUUAUCGACAGGAUGCGCGGUGGUCUUUUGCCUUCUCGUUUGAUGGAGGUGCUGCCGGAGACGCUGGCUGCGCUGCAGCGUGCCGUGGCAACAUGGCAGGCCAGCGAGAUUUGGAAACAGGCAGAGCAAGAGCUGCAAAAGAGUCUCCUGAAGUUCCGCUGCUGCCGAAGGCCGGCGGAUGACGCAGCCAGCGGCGCUGCUGUCGCGCAAGACGUCGUUGCUGUUUCCGACGUCGAAUGCACCCACUCAGGUGGGUUUCAACUUGAUGGCGGCGAAGUCAUUCAGGUAGACUCAGGCGAUGAGGCAGACCAAUCAUCUGCUCAGGCAUCCAGCCAGCACUUGCAGCUUGUCAGCAAGAUGAAUGAAUGGGGCUUCCUGGAUUCCGCUCAAAGGCUGGAGCGCCUCCGGCAAGCGGAGGAGGCAGCCAGGAGGCUUAGCCAGGCCCAGCUGGCCGAGGUCGUCAACACAGCGGCAGCAGCUCUUGCGGCUCCUCGCAGGAACUUGACCCGGAAGGAUCAAGUGAGGCAGCAGCACCUCUGGCAAAAGCGGGUGCGACAGCUGCUGCUUGAUGCCCUGCACUUGUGGCGUGUGAAGCAGUAUGAUUGCACCGCGAUAGCGCACGUGCUGGACUUUGUGCAGGGGAAAAUCGAGAAGUUCGAAGACAACGUGGGCGACAUUGAAGGUGCUGCUGCCGGAGCUAUUUGGUCUUCCAUCAAGCAGGCCGUCAACGACAUGCUCCAUUCCGCCGAAGAGAACGCGCAAAGCGCUGAGCGCGCCUUUCCCGCUGCCAAAGCUGUGGGCCCACGGAACAGACUAGAACGCCAAAGUGGCAUCCAAGGAAUCAGCUGGCUACGGUUCGGCUGGAGUGUCUCAUGGCGGGAUGGCAAGCUCAAAAGGAUAUUCUUCUCCGUUUCCAAGUUCGUGAAGCAGGGCCUCAGUGAAGAGGCGGCUGUGACGGCAGCCCUGGAAGAGGCCAAGACCUUCCGCGAAGAGCUCGUGCACCAGGGCAAGCUGCAGCCCUCGAAGCCUAGCAAAUCCUUCAGCUCUUCAGUGAGAGGCGUUUGGUUCAGCAACUGGCAUCAGAAGUGGCGGGUGCUGUUCCCAGAUCCAGCGGGUAAGGGACAGCGCAUCUCCGGCGGCUACUUCGGUACGAAGGAGCAAGCCGAGGCAAAAGCUCGGGAGAUGGCCCGGCAGUUUGGUGUGCCAGCCGAGACUGAAGUGGUACCGGCGAGGAAGCUUUCGGACCUGCCAUACUUCGAGCCUCUCGGGGCGCAGAAGGGGGUGCGAUGGAACCUUGGCGAGCAGUGCUGGCAUGCCACUUUCUUGUGCCGGACAAGCAAAAAGACCAAGAACAUGCGGUUCCGGCCCAAGGACUUGUCGCAGCAUGAGGUGGCGAAGAUGUGGAAGCAGGCAGUGGCGUGGAUGCAGUGCCCACUGAACCACUAUCCGAGCGAGGGGGACUGCGCGGACUACCUGUGCAAAGAGAGCGAUGAGGCCCUGAAGUUGUUUCCCAGCGGGCAAUCCUUCAAGAGGAUUUGGUUUUCUUCCCUGGACUGGCUUGGAGAGCCACCCACAGUACAGCUAUCCUACGAGCUCUUCUUCAACGGUGCACUGGCGGCAGUACAGCUCCUACUAUGCCCAGUGGCGCAGUAA